AUGAUGAGCGGCCGGUCUCCGCUCUCCUCCCUGGCAGGGGACCAUCCCCAGGCCGGCCACCAAGCACCAGGCGUCCCCAAGCCGGUCCCCUUGUACAAGGGCGUCAGUGGGGACUGCCACCCACCCGGGUCCCACCGGGAAGGGUCCCGCUGGCCACCCUCGCCCCGCAGGGACUGGGCGGACCAGUCCCCUCCUCUGCCAUCACCAGUGGCAUCCUUCGGGAUGGAGCCAGUCACCGCAUGUCCCCCUGCCCCGGUGACACCCCAGCGAGCCACAGCCGCCCGGGGCGGGCGGGAGGGUGGCAGGGUGGGAGAUGCGGAGCCCGAGCUGGGCGCUGCCGACAGCUGGAUCGGCGUGGUGCCGGUGGGCGAGGAGCCAGCCGAGGCCCCCCGGGGCGCCAAGGAGGAGUCCUUCACCGCCGCCGUUGUCAGCAAGAUGAAACGAGCCCUGGUGCUGGGGGCAUCAGCCCUGCUCAUCCUGGCGCUGAACCAGAAUGCCAUCCGGGAGCUGGACGUUUCCCAGCUUCUUGCCAAGCCUGUGAUCGUGAUCCAGUCCUCGGACAACGUCACCAAGCUGCUAGGAGCGCUGCUGCGGGGGCUCAGGGCUACGGCGAAGAUCACGUACCAGGCAGUGCUGCUGGAGAACCUGGGAGUGACCCUUACCCUGUGGUCGACCUGUGGCCUCUCCCGGGGGGGCCUCUACGGGGAGUGGCAGGGUGUCAUCUGCACAGGGGAGAACAGCUCGCAGGUCCAGGUACGUGCGCCAGCGCCGGCUCCUCACAUAGCCGGGGGUUCCCAGGGGGUCUCUGGUUCGCCCCCCACCCCGGUCCCUGACUGCCCACCAGCGCUCUUCCCGCAGAAGUACCUCCAGCAGCUGUGGAACACCAUCCUGCUGAUCGCCCUGCUCCUCUGCACCGGGGUGAUCGUGCAGGCGCAGCGGCAGUCGCGGCAAGACCUGACGGAGCAGGAUGCUGAGCUGGAUCUGAAGCAGCACAUUCGGCGGCAGCUGUUGGCACUGAAAUCGCGGCGGUACCAUCCCGGCAAACCGCUCCGGAGCCAGGGCUGUGAGAUCGAUAGCUGCGCCGUCUGCUUGGACCAGUUCCACAAGAGCCAGUGGCUGCGGGUGCUGCCCUGCUCCCACGAGUUUCACCGGGACUGCGUGGACCCCUGGCUCCUCCUGCAGCAGACCUGCCCUCUCUGCAAGCGCAACAUCCUGGGGAACUGCUGCACGGAGAGCUAG
Molecule: messenger RNA, 1239 nt
Organism: Nipponia nippon (crested ibis)
Lineage: Eukaryota; Metazoa; Chordata; Aves; Pelecaniformes; Threskiornithidae
Source: RefSeq, a predicted model, not a curated record